Colossoma macropomum (tambaqui) is the source of this 2069-nucleotide messenger RNA. Its product is annotated as fatty acyl-CoA reductase 1. The record is from RefSeq and is a predicted model, not a curated record. Gene Ontology annotation, cellular component: peroxisome. Gene Ontology annotation, biological process: long-chain fatty-acyl-CoA metabolic process. NCBI's taxonomy places the organism in Eukaryota, Metazoa, Chordata, Actinopteri, Characiformes, Serrasalmidae. The coding region runs from base 255 to 1802 and encodes 515 amino acids. Gene Ontology annotation, molecular function: alcohol-forming very long-chain fatty acyl-CoA reductase (NADP+) activity. The transcript has 13 exons.
UUGAACUGUGACAGAAGCAGUGAGCGGCUGGAGGGAGAGCGAGAGAGGGGGAGGAAAGGACCGGCGAGACCGAAACGUCGGAACGACGGGGACAGAUUCAUGAUUAAGGUUCCUUGAGGGUCAGAAUUGGGCACAGUUUAGUUCUUUCCUUCUCUAACACACCUGACUGACCUCACCUGCUUUUCCCCAGAAUUACUAUGUGAGAGUUACUGUUGGGAUCAGGUGGAUCAGUGUGUGUGUGUCGUUCUCUCGUCAUGGCGUGUAUUUCAGAAUGGUAUGCAGGGAAGAAUGUGCUGAUCACCGGGGCGACGGGUUUCAUGGGGAAGGUCCUGGUGGAGAAGCUGCUGCGUUCCUGCCCAGAGGUUAAAGCCCUCUACCUGCUCGUCCGGCCGAAAGCAGGCCAGUCCAUGCAGGAGCGUGUCCAGGACAUGCUGAAGUGUAAACUGUUUGACCGUGUGCGGGAGGAUAACCCUGAGUUCCAUCAGAAGAUCAUUCCGAUUAGCAGUGAGCUAACGCAGCCUGGCCUGGCCCUCAGUUCCGAUGACGUUAAAAAACUCACCGACUGCAUCAACAUCGUCUUCCACUGUGCUGCCACUAUCCGCUUCGACGAACCGCUAAAGCAUGCCCUGCAGCUAAACGUGAUUGCGACGCAGCAGCUCCUGGCAUUGGCGCUGCAGAUGCAGCACCUGCACGCCUUCAUCCACAUCUCCACGGCCUAUGCUAACUGCAACCGCCGCCACAUUGAUGAGGUCAUCUACCCCCCGCCCGUCGAGCCAAAGAAACUCAUCGACUCGCUCGAGUGGAUGGAUGACGCUAUCGUCCGGGACAUCACGCCGCGGCUGAUUGGGGACCGGCCGAAUACCUACACCUACACCAAAGCGCUGGCAGAGUGUGUGGUGCAGCAAGAGAGUGGGAAACUCAACGUUGGCAUCAUCCGACCCUCCAUCGUCGGAGCCAGCUGGCAGGAACCGUUUCCUGGCUGGAUCGACAACUUUAACGGACCAAGUGGCGUCUUCAUUGCGGCAGGUAAGGGUAUCUUGAGGACCAUGAGGGCCAGCAACGACGCAGUGGCCGACCUGAUCCCUGUAGAUGUGGUCAUCAACCUCACGCUGGCAGCAGGAUGGUACACAGCAGUACACAGACCGAAAUCAGCACUGGUCUACAACUGCACAACCGGAGGCAUCAACCCUUUCCACUGGGGUGAGAUCGAGCACCACGUGAUGUCGACGUUUAAGCGGAACCCUCUGGAGCAGGCAUUCCGUCGGCCGAAUGCUAACAUCACCUCCAACUACUUGAUCAACCAAUACUGGAUCCUGGUCAGCCACAAGUUUCCUGCGCUCCUCUACGACCUUUUUCUGCGACUGUCUGGCCAGAAACCUCAGAUGAUGCGGAUCUUUAAUCGGCUGCACAAAGCCAUCGGCCUGCUGGAGUACUUCAGCAGUCAGGACUGGGACUGGAACUCGGACAACAUGAACAUGCUGCUGAACCAGCUCAGCCCAGAGGAUCGGAAGACAUUUAACUUUGAUGUCCGUCAGCUAAACUGGCCUGAGUACAUAGAGAACUACUGCAUCGGAACUAAGAAGUACGUUCUGAAUGAGGACAUGUCCGACAUCCCUGCAGCCCGACAGCACCUACGCAAGCUAAGGAACAUCCGUUACACCUUUAACACCCUCUUGCUGGUCUUCAUCUGGCGCGUCUUCAUCGCUCGCUCUCAGAUGGCCCGGAAUAUUUGGUAUUUCGUAGUGAGCUUGUGCUUCAAGUUCCUGUCGUACUUCAGAGCCUCCAGCACACUGACCAACUGACCGCAGAUCUGCCAUUAAACUCGCGGCCCUUCGACACGCACAAAGCUCUCUUUAGCUAAUCUCACCGUCCAUUCAUCAGUGCUCGUCCUAAAAGCCCAGCAGUGAGGCGCUGUUUUUAGAGCUUUUCCCCCUUUUAUAACGAGUGUCCUUUCAAAUAAAAAACAGUUAUAUAUGCAACGCCCUGUUUUACAGCCUUUCAUGUGCGUUUGUUUUCUGUCCUGAGACUUCAGAGUUUUCUGUCUAAUACUUGUGUAAUUUGUCCUGAGA